Apodemus sylvaticus (European woodmouse) is the source of this 533-nucleotide messenger RNA. RefSeq names its product ribosomal protein L36a (gene Rpl36a). Bases 113 to 433 code for a protein of 106 amino acids. The transcript has 5 exons. Gene Ontology annotation, molecular function: structural constituent of ribosome. Gene Ontology annotation, cellular component: ribosome; cytosolic large ribosomal subunit. The record is from RefSeq and is a predicted model, not a curated record. Gene Ontology annotation, biological process: translation. NCBI's taxonomy places the organism in Eukaryota, Metazoa, Chordata, Mammalia, Rodentia, Muridae.
CUCUAUGCUUGCUGUCUCCCACGGCUCAGAGGAAGUGCACAUAGGCACCUCCUAUAAACUUCCUCUGCUGCUCUGUCCUCUCUCUUUCUGAGCUGAAAGCGCUCCUGCGAACAUGGUGAAUGUUCCCAAGACCCGCCGGACAUUCUGCAAAAAAUGUGGGAAGCACCAACCCCACAAGGUGACACAGUACAAGAAGGGCAAGGAUUCUUUGUAUGCCCAGGGAAAGCGGCGUUAUGACAGGAAGCAGAGUGGUUAUGGUGGGCAGACUAAGCCUAUUUUCCGCAAAAAGGCUAAGACUACAAAGAAGAUUGUGCUGAGACUGGAGUGUGUGGAUGCCAGCUGCAGGUCUAAGAGGAUGCUGGCUAUUAAGAGAUGCAAGCAUUUUGAAUUAGGAGGCGACAAGAAGAGAAAGGGCCAAGUGAUCCAGUUCUAAGCUGAUUUUGUUAUGGCAACAAUAGAAUCAUGACCUUUCACCCCCUUUGAUUGAUUGUAUUUGUUUUUUUGGAGGGGAAUAAAAAUUUUUUCAGAAAUUA